Panicum hallii is the source of this 3349-nucleotide messenger RNA. RefSeq names its product probable splicing factor 3A subunit 1. Gene Ontology annotation, biological process: regulation of alternative mRNA splicing, via spliceosome; mRNA cis splicing, via spliceosome. Lineage: Eukaryota; Viridiplantae; Streptophyta; Magnoliopsida; Poales; Poaceae. Gene Ontology annotation, cellular component: catalytic step 2 spliceosome; U2-type prespliceosome; U2 snRNP. Bases 72 to 2459 code for a protein of 795 amino acids. The record is from RefSeq and is a predicted model, not a curated record. The transcript has 3 exons. Gene Ontology annotation, molecular function: RNA binding; protein binding.
UCCUCCUCCCUCCCAAUCGGGAUCCCCUUCCGAUCUAAACCCGCCGAAACCCUAAUCCCGCCGCCGCCGCCAUGGGCAACCCCAUCCUGACCCUCCCCGCGCCGGAGGGCGAUGGCGGCGACGCCAACCAGCAGCAGCAGGCGCCGCCUCCGCCUCCCCCUCCCGGUGCAAAGGCGGACCCGCCGGCGACGGUAGCCACCCACACGCGCACCAUCGGCAUCAUCCACCCUCCGCCCGACAUCCGCGUUAUCAUCGAGAAGACAGCCACCUUCGUCGCCAAGAACGGGCCAGAGUUCGAGCGUCGCAUCAUCUCCCACAACCAGGGCAACGCCAAGUUCAACUUCCUCCAGCCCUCCGACCCCUACCACGCCUACUACCAGCACCGCGUCGCCGAGAUCGCCGCCGCGCCGCCCGGCGCCGACACCCCCGCAGGCGCCGAGCCUGACGCAGCUCCCGCCGACGCACCAGCGUCGGCCCCGGGCGACGGCGCCGCCGCUCCCGCAGAUGGCGCCUCGGCGGACGCGAAGGCAGACCACUCCGCACCCUUCCGCGUGGCGCCGCCGCCCAAGGUGCUGGUGCCACCCAAGGCGGAGCUGUACACGGUGCGGCUGCCCGAGGGUAUCACAGGGGAGGAGCUGGACAUCAUCAAGCUGACCGCGCAGUUCGUGGCGCGGAAUGGUAAGAACUUCUUGACGAGCCUGGCGCAGCGCGAGAGCACGAACAUGCAGUUCCACUUUAUCCGGCCCACACACAGCAUGUUCCCAUUCUUCACGGCGCUCACGGAUGCGUACUCCAGGGUGCUAAGGCCGGAAGAAGGGGUGCCUGCGCUGCUAAAGGAGCUGAGGGAGGGUUCAAAGGACCUGACUACAGUACUGGAGAGAUGCCUGAAUCGAUUGGAGUGGGAUCGGUCGCAGGAGCAGGCGAGGCAGCAGGCAGAGGAUGAGAUCGAGCAGGAACGGAUGCAGAUGUCAAUGAUUGACUGGCAUGAUUUUGUUGUUGUUGAGACAAUUGAAUUUGCAGAUGAUGAAUAUGAGGGACUUCCUGUGCCACCUACACUAGAGGAGUUGAAGCGCCGGAAGAGGAUGGAGAACUUGGGAGAGGAUGAAGUAAUGGAAUUAGCUGAACCUGCUAAGGAAGUCGAGAUGGAGAUGGAUGAAGAGGAGAUGCAACUUGUUGAGGAAGGAAUGCGUGCAGCACGGCUUGAGGAGAAUGAUGGAGGAGCACAAGUUAAGGUGGCUGGUGAUGAUGAGGCACCUAUGAGGAUUGUCAAGAACUACAAGAGGCCUGAGGAGAGGAUCCCUGCAGAGAGAGACCCAACCAAGUUCGUUGUCUCACCGAUAACUGGGGAGCUUAUCCCCAUCAGCGAGAUGGAGGAACACAUGCGCAUCUCACUCAUUGACCCUAAGUACAAGGAACAGAAAGAGAGGAUGUUGGCCAAGAUUAAGGAGACCACCCUUGCACCGGAUGAUGAGAUUUCACGGAACAUUGUUGGUCUUGCUCGCACUCGCCCUGAUAUUUUUGGGACCACCGAGGAAGAGGUCUCUAAUGCUGUCAAGGCAGAGAUUGAGAAGAAAAAGGAUGAGCAGCCGAAGCAGGUUAUUUGGGAUGGUCAUUCUGGUAGCAUUGGUCGGACUGCUACUCAUGCAUUGUCACAGGGUGGCGAUGAACAGUUUGAUGCUUCAAAUGUUGAUGGGAGACCUGUUCCUGGUCCAGCUCCACUUAUCCGACCUGGCAUGCCAUUGCCCCGACCUCCUCAGCCACUUCCUCUUGCUAAUGUUCCUCGCUUUAUCGCUCCACAAACACAAUAUCCUGGCCCACCCCCGGUUUCUCAUAUGCCUGGAGUUCCGCAGAUGAUGCCUCACAUGCAUCCACAUCCACAACAGAUACCAGGGCAGCCACCGAUGAUGAGGAUGCCAGGCCAAAUGGUUCAUAUGCCCACCGGUAUUCCUCCGCCUCCUGGUCAGGUUCAGUUUAUGCCUGGUCCCCCACGCUCAUUUGGUAUGCCCCCGCCACCACACAUGCCACCCAUGGUCAAUUCCAUUGGUGUCCCUCAGCCUCCUGCACCGCCUCUUCCUCCGCAGCCUCCUGCUGAAGAGCAACCACCUCCACCUGAUGAACCAGAACCUAAGAGGCAGAGAACCGAUGAUGCUUCUCUUAUAGCAGCAGAGCAGUUCCUUGCUCAGCAUCCGGGCCCUGCUAGCAUUUCAGUAUCUGUGCCCAACCUUGAUGAAGGGAACUUGCGAGGCCAAGUUUUGCAGAUUCGUGUCCAAUCACUGUCAGACACGGUUGGUAGUCUGAAGGAGCAGAUUGCUGGAGAGCUGCAGCUCCCUGCAAACAAGCAGAAGCUGAGUGUGAGGACUAGUUUCCUCAAAGACAAUCUUACUCUUGCUUACUACAAUGUGGGUCCUGGAGUGGUGAUCAACCUAACACUGAGGGAGCGUGGUGGGAGAAAGAAAUGAGUCUUUUCGACCUCAGUAUAGUGUCAGGAUGAUACCCGCAUGCUGCUACAGUACAUGGAGAGGGCAUUCUGAGUUAGUUGUAGUGGGUAAUUGAAGAAAGUGGUUUAAAUUGUUCUUUGGUAAUUGGCUUGAUCGUUGGGGUGUACUUAUCCAUGUAUCUUGAACGAAUGACUAAUAUGGAAAUUAGAUACAAAGAAAAUAACUUUUAUUUUAUAUCUUCAAGGAAAGAAGAAAAAUUGGAAACAAAGAUUGCAAGGGACGAAUUUAACUUGUUCAGGAAGGACGUGAAUAUUUAGUACAGUAAUAAAGAGAAAAAAAGUUAGUGUGUGGCGUAGAAUGUAGCAGGUGGCUUGGAGCUCCUCUGUUGGUGAGCAAAAGGCCCACAAGAUGUAUUUUUUUACGAAUGUAAAUGUCGUGGUAGUUAACAGCAAAGGAAAACAAAAAUAAAAUUGUGAAUCGUAAAGAUAUCUGCUAUUGUGAAGUACCUAUGUUGUUGUGGCUGAUUGGAGGCUGUCUUUGUUUGUAUGUGGCAUGUCAUCUGGAGUGUCGUGAUCUGCAAGUCUGUACCACCAUUCAAUGUUAGGAGGUAGGAUUUAGAAAGGUAUGUUAGAGAUGGUGUAGAAGCGGGAAGUACAUUGGUAAGAUCGGUGUGGACGCCUAGGCAGAGCCUAGGUGACAAGGCGUGGCUGUUGCCCAAGGUGAGCUGGGUCCGCCUGGACGCCUAGGCGACGCCUUUAAAACACUGGGUAAGAUGUUUAGGAAGAGUUUCGUAGGGAGACACAUGCUGCGCCAAAUGAGGGUAAGGGGCAUGUUAGGUUUAGUGAAAGGUAUAUUACCAUGUAAGCUGUAUUAUAUGUAGCAAAUAUAUUGGCCGAGUUUUUUUUUUUGUU